AUGUUCUGUUGUUCGAAAAACAUAUUAGACGCGGUGGAUAGGAAAAGGAGGGACUAUGGAAUAUUCACGGAAAAAAAGAAAAACGAUGAGGGAAAUGAAUUAAUAUCAAUAUGUGAUAAUAAAGUAUCCAUAGUUAAUAUUUUAAGAAGAGGAAAUAAUCCCACGUCCAAUGAAAAGGAAGCAAAGGGCGACACAAGUAAGAAGAUGUCGCCGGUGUCUAAAUCCAAUGUGCUCAAAUAUUAUGAAGCGAACAUUUUGAAGGAAAGAAGUUCAAAGGGGGCAUCCCUUACAAAUGUAACAAAAAACCAAGAAGCGAAAAAAAAAAGAGAAGAUACGCGCAAGUCACACCAUGAUAAAUAUAAGAAGGAUGUUAUUAAGGACAAUUACGAGGUGGAUGAUUUUACGCAUUUGAAGGCGAAGCACGAUUUUAAAACUUUGAAGGAAAUACAGAGGCAGCUGAAAAAUUGCCUAAAGGAGCAGGAGUUUAGCAUCCACGAUGAUAUUUUGUUUUUGAACAUAUACAGACUAACCCACAAGAAAAUGUACUCCCUGAUGGAUAGGAAAAAGAAGAAUGCGGGCCACUACAACUGCAACGAAAUCCUGGACAUGAUAAUGAACGGGAAGCUGAACAAAAACAGCCUAAUUAAGCGAAAAUCGGAGGCACAAUAUGUGUACCUAAAAGAAAAAAUCGGCGAAAUUAAUUUUUUAAAAAAUAUGGAGCUACAAUAUUAUCUCAAAAUUAAGAAAAACAUACCCUCCAUGAAAUCUAAAUUUGAAGAAAAUUACACAAAGGAAAAUUCCCUAUUUCUGGAAUUCAGCGAAAAAUUAUUAGCGGAAAAGGUAAAGUCAUUAAAACAGUUCUUUGUUUCUCCCUACUGUAAGAACAUUGUAGAAAUAGUUUUAACACCUAAGAAGAAGAAGUGGAAUACAUUUUAUGGGUAUCAUAAGAUUUUCGUCGAUCUAUUUGUAACAAAACAUAUUUCUGUAUACUUUUAUCACAUCAUUGAGAAAAAAAUAGAAAAGCAUAAUUUGGCACAGAAGACAGGUCCUCUACAGUUAAGAAUAAAAUUGAAGACAAAUUACCCCCAAGCAGUAAAGACCAUUUUCCGGUACAUAUACGACAAAACUUUGAACCUUCACGAAUUGGAUUUUAAAUUAUUGGUGACUGUAUAUAUGGAGUGUGUUCAUUUAAAAAUUCUGAGCAUCAUGGAUGACGUGAUUGAGGUUAUUUCUCAGAAAGCCACCUUCGACAACAUCAUUGGGGUGAUGGGGCUGGCGUCCAGCUUUAAGAAAAUCGCGAUUCCCCUGUUUAACGACUUCGCACGAAUCAUUUCGGACUCGGGGGGGUACCUCUUUUCGAAAAAUUACCAUUACCUGCUGGACAGCAAAACAUAUAGCCACUUCCUCGGCAGCGAUAACCUCAUCUUGAACGAAAUGAGGCUCUUCAUCGAAUCCGUAAAGUUCAUAAUCAAGAACAACUGCAACAUGAAAGAACAAAACUUAAUUUUCCAAAACAUCAGAUUCAACCUCCUAUCCAUGGAACAACUGCAAGAAAUUCACCAGUACAUAAAAAAUUGCUUCGAAGACAUUAUACAUAGCAAGUACGACGAGACGAAUUUCAUUUGCAUGAGGUACCGACACUCCAAGUUGAGGAUAAAGGAAGAAUAUCCAAAUAAUGACCACAGGGAAAAUUCCAAUGAAGCAAAUGAUCAGAGUAAAGAAACUGCUGAGGGGGACAAAUCAGAUGAUGUAAAGACAAACGAAGAAGUGGCACCUGUUGCAGGACCCCCCAAGUUUUCCUUCUCUGAAGAAAUAAAACACUUAAACGAAUUUUACAAAAUAAUAAAUAAAGAAGCAUUUGAACCCCCGUAUAUUAGUAAGAAGAAAAAAGAAUUCUUAUCCACUAAGAGAAUAACCAUUUGCAUGAACAAUAUUUACAACAUCCUUUUUGAUCAUAUUUUCAAAAAGGUGGGAAAUCAAAAGGAAGUUAAGGAGAGAUGCAGGAUAUGGAAGGAAAAUAAAAACUUCUUGUGUGUAAACGAUUUUACCAAUGAAAACUAUUCCUUCCAAUUAGUUAAAAAAAAAGAAAGUACAGAUAAGUAUUCUUUCACACAUGGGGACGAAAGGUUGAUAAGCGAAUGUAAGUUGGUGUACCAAAUUGUACAAAGCAAAGAGAGUAAUAUUUCCAUCGGGGUCAUCUUAAAAAGGAAGGAAUUAAACAAUUUAUCCAACGCACAGAAUUGUAAAAUCCCAGUGACGUUACUCGAAUGUAGUGACCAGCUGGUCAUUUAUUUUGACUUUUUUGUAAAUGAUUUUUACGUGUGCAAUUUUGACAAUAACACCUCCACGUUAUUGAACAGGACAAAAUUGAACAUACAUGCACAUGAAAAUAAAUUACAAAAUGGGGACAUGAUUAUUUACAACGUAGCCGUUAUAAAUCAAGCCCUCGAAAUUGAUAUCACAAUAUUACCAAAGGGAAUUAGCUUUUCCUUUUCCUUUCCGCUGCUAAAACCGACCAUUUGGGGCGGACAGGUGAUAAAAAGACCCUUCAUCCACGUGAAGCCCUUUUUCGCCCUCAAGGAUGCCUUAGACUCUAUUUCCGUGCCCAUCGUAAAGUUCUAA
Messenger RNA from Plasmodium coatneyi, 2622 nucleotides. RefSeq lists its product as uncharacterized. The coding region runs from base 1 to 2622 and encodes 873 amino acids. The record is from RefSeq and is a predicted model, not a curated record. The transcript is spliced from 3 exons. Lineage: Eukaryota; Apicomplexa; Aconoidasida; Haemosporida; Plasmodiidae.